AUGCACCUCGCGCCGGCUCAGGUGCCGCGCGUCGGCCGCGCGGCGCGGGCCGGGAAGGACGUGACACGCGGGAGGUGCUUGGCGCGCCGGACGCAGGCGCUCCGCCGCGGGCGAGCGCGCACGGAGGCCAAGGCCAUCCCAGCCGAGGAGCCCUGGGCGGACCUCAAGGGCUCUCCGUCCGAGGACUUCUCGAAGAUGGCCAACGAGGAGAUCCUGCUCCUGCUGUACGGCAUGGACAUGGACGUGGACAUCCAGCGCGCGCUCAACCUCGAGGUGUACGACGCCGCGAAGCAGUCGCGCAAGGCCCGGGAGGAGGUGGACGCGGCGUGGGAGCAGAUCAAGCUGCAAAAGGAGAAGCGCGCGCCGGGGGCCGGGGCGCCGGGGGUGCCGGAGCCCGCCGCGGACACGUUCGACCUCAGCCUGCGGACCAUGAAGCUCCGCUCCGAGAUGGAGAAGGCCGUCGCGGCCGAGGACUACCAGUUGGCGGCCGAGAUCCGGGACCAGAUUCGGCAGCUGGAGAUCUCGUCGCUGCAGCAGUCGCUGCUGGCGUCGGACCGGGACAUCCGCCUCGCGGAGCCCAAGUUCCGGCUCGGGCAGCGCGUGUGGCACGCGACGAAGGGCUACCGCGGCGUGAUCGCCGGAUGGGACCUGCACUGCUGCGAGACGGAGGAGUGGGCGCGCAAGGCGGGCGUGUCGGACCUGGACGACGGCGUGGCGCAGCUCUUCUACAACGUGCUCGUCGACCUGCGCGACUUCGGCCUUACGGGCAUGCGCGACCCGCAGUCCUCGCCCGUCGCGUACAUCCCCGAGGAGCUCAUCGCCUCCGUCCCCGACGAGGACGAGUACGGCUGGAAGGGCGCGUUCGGCGACGACGAGUUCCAGCACCCGUACCGCUACCUGCUCUUCAUCGGUAAGGACAACCGCGGGGACCUCGUGCCGUCCAAGGCGCUGCGGGAGCGGUUCAAGGUGCAGCGCUGGGACGUGCACCCGCCGGGUGCCAAGGACAAGGACCAGGGCGCGUGA
Messenger RNA from Pedinophyceae sp. YPF-701, 1023 nucleotides. The record is from the annotation of a GenBank genome assembly. NCBI's taxonomy places the organism in Eukaryota, Viridiplantae, Chlorophyta, Pedinophyceae.